Molecule: messenger RNA, 2331 nt
Organism: Geodia barretti
Lineage: Eukaryota; Metazoa; Porifera; Demospongiae; Tetractinellida; Geodiidae
Source: the annotation of a GenBank genome assembly
AUGACGAGCAGCAACGAUUUUCAGUGGCGCAGGGACAGAGACGGCCUGGGAGUUUGGGAACAUCGGGGACAGGUGGCAAUAGCUGGUUACGGGCAUUCCCCGGUCGACCGGCGUUGGGACGGUGUGUCCCUGGACGAAAGUUUGGGCGCCUAUGCAAUACUGGCGUGCGAAAAGGCAAUGGAGCAGGCCGGGGUUACCAAGGACCAGGUAGACGGGAUAGUCUGCUGCGACAGCCACAUAGCCGGCGGCAGCGGAGGGUCGGCGUCGCAGUGGGCGCCGCGUCCCUAUUUCGACCCGCCUUACGAUUCGGAGUUUGGGUUGACAUUGAUAAAUGGCCAGUGGCUGGCCAAGACUAUGGGUAUGGAAAAUGUUAAGUUCGCGCCGACCGGUGUGCCCACCAUCGGCGAGAUGAUGGGAAUGGCGUCCCAGGCGGUGGGGGAUGGUGUUUGUAACACCUGCCUGGUUAUUUAUCCCACAGGCAACCUCGAGGGGCGCUACCGCCGGGGCGGCGAGAACGCGGACGACUACGCUCGAGGGGCUCGUCAGUGGACUGUCCCCUGGGGUAACCACGGGGGGAAUGAUUUCAUCAACAUUUUUCCUCACAACCAGUACUGCCUGAAGUACGGGGGAGAGCACGACGACCUGGCGCCCUUUGUCAUCAACCAGCACAAGAACGGUAUGCUGACGCCCUGGGGAUUCAACUACAACCACGAUAUCGAGCCUAUUUCCGUGGAAGACUACAAGAGCUCGCGUUACAUCCUGAAUCCUCUGCGAAUCUGGGACUGUGACCGUCCGGUCAACGCCGCUGCUGCCUACCUGUUCACGACGGCGGAGCGGGCGCGGGACAUGAAGUCGCAGCCCGUAUACGUGUUGAAUCACUCCCAGCACAAUUUCAGGUUCCGGACCACGCAGCCUGACCUGGACGAGGUUGAGAUGUGGACUGACCGGCAGGCGGCUCGGAUGUACGAAGGUGCGGGAUUGGGCCCUGCGGACGUUGACAUUUUCAAUCCUUAUGACGGGUACUCCAUCAUGACCCAGUUUUUUCUGGAAGGAUUCCAGUGGCACGGAGUGAAGCGGGGCGAUGCCUUUGCGUUCUAUGCCGGGGACAUCAGCGUAAAGGGACCCCACCCCUUUAGCUCCAGUGGCGGCAACCUGGGCAACGGCCGAACCCGCACGGCCAUGUACACCGACAGCAUUGAGCAACUGCGGGGCACGGCCGGCGACCGGCAGGUAACUGUGCGGGCGGAGACUGCUCUUUGCGCGUUCACCACACCCAGCAGCGGGGGAUGGCUGAUGCUGGGGAAGCACCCGAACGGUACGCUGGAGGUGGGCGACCCUCCCGGUUGUAUAACCCUGGAGAUGGUUCGAGCCGCUAAAGCCAGAGGCUGCAUCAUAGGUAGCUGCUCCGACAGAACCGUGAGCAACCAGCAGAGAAUCUGGCAGGUCGCCGAAAUAGAAAUGGAGUUCACGGUGCUGAAGCAUCAACUGGACUCGGUGAAGGAACAGUUCAAGGCGGAAGAUUAUUAUCACAUCGGCGACACUGACCUGGACCGCCACCAGGAUGCAGUAAACCAACUGCUGAUAGAUCGUUUCCGGAGUGCCCGCAGCGACGGGGGGCUGGCAGUUCUGGAGGGCUUCCAUCCGCUGAAACACGCGCUUCGCUUUGGGGCCAAGGUGGGUGAAGUUGUUACCCGGGACCGGAAGCAACUGCAAAGCCUUACCGAGUCCUUGUCUCCGGAUCUGGCAGGUAUCCUCGGGAAAGACAUUGUCGAGGUUCCUGACAAAGUCUUUCGGCAACUUUCCCCGGUGCCGCCGGCUACGGGCGUGAUAGCCCUUGCUCAGCGUCCCCUAUUUGACCCACAUUCCUUUGAUCGCAACAACUCCGCUCCCCUGGUCUUGCUGGAGAACCCGCGCAGCCAUGGAAAUGUCGGCGCUGUCGUUCGAGUUGCCGCGGCAGUCGGGGCAGCAGGUGUGGUUACCACCGGGCAGCAUGAUCCGUGGCAUCCUUCUGCGCUGGUAGGUUCGGCCGGCCUGCAUUUUGCAUUGCCGGUGGGUCUCGACCGCUGCCUGUCGACAGGGGGCCUCAUAAAGCGACCAGACUGGCUGGCGGGUCGUCACUUACUGGCGGUAGACCCCGAUGGAGAACUGCUGGUGCGGGAUAGCAUUCCCGAGGGCGCCGUGCUGGCUUUCGGCACGGAAAGAGAAGGAUUGAGUCGGGAGUUGCGGGCCGCCGCCGAUGGUUGCGUUUCGAUACCAAUGCAGCCAGGCGUCUCCAGCCUGAACCUGGCAACGGCGGUCGCAGUAGUAUUGUAUGCGUGGAGACUCGGGUAG